CAUGUUCACAUAGCAGAUACAAUUGCAUAAAAAAAAAUCCAAGCUUUAUGAAUUUUAUCAAAUCGCCGCAAAUGAUUGAAAGGCAACUCAAGAAUUACUUCGCGCGCCUAAUCCACUGUUGCAAGAACAUCAGACACCUCAAUCAAAUCCAUUCACAUAUCAUAGCAUCGCCACAUUUAUCCACAGAUGAUCGAUCUUUCCUCAUCUCUCGCCUCUUCUUCUACCUCUGCACAGCCUCCCACUCACUCCAAUACUCCAACAAGCUUUUCAAUUUCUUCGAAAAACCGAGUCUUUACAUAUACAACGCCAUGAUCAGAGCCAACGCUACGAAGAUAAAGGAACCCACAUCGCGUGAGUGCUUAGCUCUGUAUAAAGAGAUGAUGGCCAGCGGUUUGGUGCCUGAUUGCAUAACACUGCCCUUUCUGCUAAAGGAAUGCUCGAAAAGAUUUGACGGGCCCACGGGCCGGGCUGUGCACGUGCACAUUGUGAAGUUUGGGUACGAAGGGGAUGUCUACGUGCAGAAUGCUCUGAUAAACACCUACUCGGAGUGUGGAAGUUUGGAGGAUGCGAGGAAGGUGUUCGAUGGAAUGCCUAAUAGAGAUGUGGUUUCGUGGAAUUCGAUGAUCGUUGGGUGUUUGAGGAAUGGGGAGGUUGAUUCGGCUUUGGAGUUGUUCAAGGGAAUGGAGGAGAGGAAAAACAUCAUCACUUGGAACUCGGUCAUCACGGGUUUGGCUCAAGGCGGGCGGGCGAAGGAGGCUUUAGACGUUUUUCAUGAAAUGCAGAACUCGGAAAAUGUGGUGCGGCCGGAUAAAAUAACUGUGGCAAGUGCACUCUCGGCGUGUGCUUCUCUUGGCGCCAUUGAUCACGGAAAGUGGGUGCAUAGUUACUUGGAGAGAAGUGGGAUUGAAUGUGAUAUGGUGAUUGGGACAGCCUUGGUAGACAUGUAUGGGAAAUGUGGUUAUGUCAACAGAGCACUGGAGGUAUUCAACGGGAUGCGUGGAAAGGAUUUCUUAGCAUGGACGGCCAUGAUUUCAGUUCUAGCGCUUAACGGCUAUGGAGAAGAGGCUUUUGAGGUAUUCGAAGAGAUGGUAGCAGCUGGAGUGAGGCCAAACGCUGUGACAUUCGUUGGUUUGUUGUCUGCCUGUGCUCACUCCGGCCUUGUACAGAAAGGCCGUCAGUGCUUUAAUUCAAUGAAGCGUGAUUACCACAUAGAGCCGCAAGUGGAGCACUAUGCUUGCAUGAUUGACAUACUUGGUCGAGCCGGGCUUUUCACUGAGGCACAAGAUGUUAUUAACAGCAUGCCAAUGAGGCCAGAUGCUUUUGUUUGGGGUGCUCUACUUGGAGCUUGUCAACUCCAUGGAAACGUUCGCCUAGGCGAAAAAAUAGCAAUGUUCUUGAUUGAGUUGGAGCCUCAGAACCAUGCUUACUACAUCAUUUUGUGUGAUUUAUAUGCGAAGGCUGGUAGAUUUGAUGAUCAGAAAAGGAUUAGAUCAAUGAUGAAAGGAGUGAAUGUGAGGAAGACAGUUCCUGGUACCAGCAUGGUUGAAGUUGAUGGUGUUGUGUGUGAGUUCUCAAUUAAAGGAUCACCUGAGACGCCAAUCUCGGCCUUGCAGAGCGUACUGCUUCUCUUAAGCAGCGAGAUGAGUAGAGAAGGUGAUGUACGGUUGUCUCAAGAUCCUAGUUUUCCCUCCGAGGACAUUCUUCAUCGUUCACAUAGUAUCUUAGCUCCAGCUCAAUCUGCUGUGAUUGAAUGAAUCUCAGCUGGCGAGGUGAUGUGGAGUGCGCUGCGUAAUGCUUUGGAUCAGUUUGUCACGAUUCAUGGCUGUUAUACCACUUACCCACUUCAUGUAUCAGAUUGUUUACGGCAUAGCUAGACGUGUUCUAGACUCUGUUUUAUCGCGUUCUCACUCGUCACUUAUGUCAGAGAACUGAUAGCGUCCUCUCAUCGACCACCUGUGGCUGAAUCAAUGAUAAAUCAACUCAUACACUUGCGCACACUUUUUGAUUACCAGAUCAAACUUGCCCUGAGGCACCAAACAUACGGACUGAUCACCAACUCGCACAGUCACGUAUACACCGCUGAUCCGUCAAACGUUGAAUACAUCCUGAGAACCAACUUUCCUAACUAUGGCAAGUGUAAUGAAAGAGAUUUUUGGUGAAGGGAUUUUUGCAGUAGACGGGAAGAAAUGGCGCCACCAAAGAAAGCUUGCAGUGUAAAAUUUUCAAUCUAAAGCUGCUAAACUAGCUUCUAAGGUUUAUGUUGAAGCACUGGCUAGUAAACAGAUGGAUUUACAGGUUUCAUAAUCAGCCUAAUCACACAUCCUUUAAACAUCAUUUUCUCUAGUUUUAUGGCAUUUGCAGGGUGCAAAAGAGGACAUAUACUGUCGAGGUUUCUAAUUGAAAGGGAAAAGGAUGCAGAGAACAUGAGCGAUGAGUAUUUGAGGGACAUAAUUCUCAGUUUUAUCUUGCAUUGAGGCAAAUGAAGAUUAUAGCAGCAACUCUUGUGAUGUUCAUGAGAUUCAAGCUUACACAACUAUGUUCACUCUU
Messenger RNA from Salvia splendens (bonfire salvia), 2547 nucleotides. RefSeq names its product pentatricopeptide repeat-containing protein At5g66520-like. Gene Ontology annotation, molecular function: RNA binding; protein binding. The transcript is spliced from 3 exons. Bases 48 to 1754 code for a protein of 568 amino acids. Gene Ontology annotation, biological process: RNA modification. Lineage: Eukaryota; Viridiplantae; Streptophyta; Magnoliopsida; Lamiales; Lamiaceae. The record is from RefSeq and is a predicted model, not a curated record.